UCUGACCCCAUCCAGGCCCAUUAUAACUUCUGGCUGAGCCUGGUGGACAAGCUGAACAUCAAGGCCUUUGUGGACCUGACCCUCUCCCCGUCGGUCCGGCAAGGGACGCAGCACCUCCUGCGCAUCACCGGACUGGGCCUGCCUCUUGAGGAAGAUGUCCUUGCUGUCGGAUGUCCAUCGAGGCCUGUCCUUUCCCGGCUCUCCUCAUCGCGUGGCCCUCGUCUCCGGCUCCUGCCUCUACUUCCACUACGGCUGCGAUGGCGUGGAUGACCGCGGCUGGGGAUGUGGCUACCGGACGCUGCAGACACUGUGCUCCUGGCUGGUGUCUUUGGCCGACCAGCAACGUGUCAAUCCUCGCCCGGUGCCUUCGGUGAAGGAGAUCCAGGACUCCCUGGUGGAGAUGGGGGACAAGCCCCCGUCCUUUGCCGGCUCCAAGGACUGGAUCGGCACCGUGGAAGCGGCUUUGUGCCUGGACCACUUCUAUGCCGUCCCGGGCAAGCUGGUCCACGUGCCCUGUGGCCGGGAGCUGGAGAGGGAGCUGGAGGCCUUGUACGGCCAUUUCCAGGGGGGCGGGGGUCCCAUCAUGAUGGGAGGGGACCGAGACAACUCCUCCAAGGGGUUGCUGGGCGUCUGCUCCGGCCCCACCGGGCAUCACCUCCUGGUUCUGGACCCGCACUAUUACGGCAGGGCCGGCUCCCUCCCAAAGGGAGAGUUGCAGACGAGAGGCUGGGUUUCUUGGAGGGGACUCGAGUCCUUUGAGGAGAGCUCCUUCUACAACCUCUGCCUCCCCCAGUUCUGGACAAAAGGGUCUCCUCCCUUGUGAAACCGAGGAGCAAUUCCUCAACAUACAGUACUAAACAUAAAUGCCAUCAACACAAACAAGGGGAUAAUGCUUUGGGAUGGAAAGUGGAGGUGAAAAGGAGAAAGUGUCAGGACGUGAUAGCCCAGCAUUCAUAACAACUGUACUCUCCACGUCCUGCCAGAGCAAUGGCGGGAGGGAGAUAAUCUAAAUCAGGGGUCUCCAAACUUUUUAAACAGGGGGCCAUGUCACGAUCCUUCGGACCGUUGGAGGGCCGGACUAUAGUUGGCAACUGAGCAAGAAUUAAUAAUAAUAAUAAUAACAAUAAUAAUAAUAAAAAAGACUGGAAAAACUGGAAAAGCUGACACGAUAUGAGGAUUUAAAGAUCGAAUUACAAAGACUCUGGCACAAGCCAGUCAAGGUGGUCCCAGUGGUGAUCGGCACAUUGGGUGCAGUGCUUAAAGACCUUGGCCUGCACUUAAACACAAUUGGCGCUAACAAAAUUACCAUCUGUCAGCUGCAGAAGGCCACCUUACUGGGAUCUGCACACAUUAUUCGCCGAUACAUCACACAUUCCUAGACACUUGGGAAGUGUCCGACAUAUGAUCCAAUACAACAGCCAGCAGAGUGUCUGCUGUGGACUCAUCUUGUUGUGUUUCUAAUAAUAAUAGUAAUAAUAAUAAUAAUAAUAAUAAUAAGGGUUUUAAGAGAAGAGACCUCUUGGGUCAUUUAGCCCAACCCCCUUCUUCCCAUGUGCCGUGGGGGCCGGAUAAAUGGCUUUGAUGGGCCGCAUCCGGCCCCUGGGCCUUAGUUUGGGGACCCCUGAUCUAAAUGAUAAGGACCAUCUGGCCAGGGAUGGGUUUUAUAGCCAGCUCUGGUUUUUCAAGCCUGGGAAAAGGAUCAUAUAACAGAUAUGUAGGAAGGUAGAAGGCGGAUAUACUCAGGGUUUGGUGGGAAUACGCCAGUUUCAGCUUCGUUUUCAUCUUGAAAAGAAGGUCCUCAAUAAAGCGUUUCCACGGA
Molecule: messenger RNA, 1819 nt
Organism: Anolis carolinensis (green anole)
Lineage: Eukaryota; Metazoa; Chordata; Lepidosauria; Squamata; Anolidae
Gene: ufsp1
Product: UFM1 specific peptidase 1 (inactive)
Exons: 2
Coding region: 155-823 (222 amino acids)
Source: RefSeq, a predicted model, not a curated record